AUGAACAACAACAAGCAACUCACCAAUGUGCCCUCCCAAUCAUUGAGCUCAACCGAUGCCUACUUCAAAGUCAACCCGAGCUCCGACCAAAGUCAAACCUCCCAAUCAACAAACUCGACCGAUGCCAACUCCGAAGUCAACCCGAGCCCCGAGCAAAAUCAACCCUCCAAUGUAGUCACUCUGGUGACAUCGUCACCCAUCCCCAACGACGAGCCCAAAUAUUGGCUCUCGAACGGCUUUGUCCGAGUCCCGACCACCGAUUGGGUGUACAACACCAUCAAUGCAAGGUUGGUGUCGAGUUUGCGCGCUAAUCGAGUUCACGCUCGCACGGAGUCCAUUUACAAGCACGAUUAUUGCUCGAGCGUUAGGAGCCGGGUGAGGUUCGAGUGUUUCCAUGUGUGCUUUGUGGCCACCGAGAGGAUGCGCCGAGGAGGUCCGAACAUAAUUAAGUACGGUUGGUAUGGUGCGUCAAAAAGUGAGAUUAACAUGAUUCUUGCGCAUGGGUUCGGGCUCCCGACAAGCAAUAUUAACCGGGUUUCUCCACGUGGUGUUUAUUUCAACUCUCUCGAUCGAGCUAUAAACGGUUUGGAGUCGUCGAUUGCGGAUGAGGAAGGCGUUAAGCAUAUGUUGCUUUGUCGUUUGCUAAUGGGAAACAUGGAGGUCGUCAAUCCAUUCUCCGGGCAAGAGAAUCCGAGUUUCGAAGCUUUCGACAAUGGGGUGGAUGAUCUCACGCAUCCCAAGAAGUAUCUCGUCUGGCACACCAAGAUGAAUACUCACGUGCUGCCUGACUUCGUCGUCAGUUUCCGAACAUCUCCAUGCACCGGCGCAUGUUUAAGGGUUUUACAGCCUGUGAGAAGUUGGAUACCUAUUCCAACUCUCAUUAAUGCCCUGUCUAGCGCCUUGCCAAGGGACAAACUCAAGCUGGUUAUCGAGAGAUACAAGGACUAUAGAACUCGCAAAAUAAUGAGGCAUGAAAUGGUUCAAACCCUAAGGAGCGUGGCUGGAGACAGGUUGCUGCAAGCCAUUUUGAAAUCUUAUGAGAAGGCCGUCUGA
Molecule: messenger RNA, 1053 nt
Organism: Striga asiatica
Lineage: Eukaryota; Viridiplantae; Streptophyta; Magnoliopsida; Lamiales; Orobanchaceae
Source: the annotation of a GenBank genome assembly